GGGUGGGGAUGGGGGGCAGACUGCCCGUGCGGGUGACUUUCUGAGGAAGGCAUUUCGGAGAAAAAGGGGUGGCUGGAGUAAAAAAAAAAAAAAGCCUGUGUGAUGAUUCAGAAAGAGCCCACUGGUGCUUUCAAUUUGACUUCAUUGAAGUCUCCUGGAAGCUAGACCCAGACCUUCCUAAGAGCCACAAAGAAACCAGUUCUGGUACCUCCAGGGGGAAUGGGAUAUUGUAGGGUAAAUGGCAUGCAUAUUAAUUUUUUUUUUUUCCUGAAGCUCUUUCUCUUCCAUCAGAACCUUACCUUGGCUUUGGAUCUCAGAAGAGAACCACCAAGCAGAGACCAGACUCAGUGAGUGAGCAGGUGUUUUGGACAAUGGACUGGUCGAGCCCAUCCCUAUUAUAAAAAUGUCUCAGAGCAACCGGGAGCUGGUGGUUGACUUUCUCUCCUACAAGCUUUCCCAGAAAGGAUACAGCUGGAGUCAGUUUAGUGAUGUGGAAGAGAACAGAACUGAGGCCCCAGAAGGGACUGAAUCAGAGAUGGAGACCCCCAGUGCCAUCAAUGGCAACCCAUCCUGGCACUUGGCGGACAGCCCUGCGGUGAAUGGAGCCACUGGCCACAGCAGCAGCUUGGAUGCCCGGGAGGUGAUCCCCAUGGCAGCGGUGAAGCAGGCGCUGAGGGAGGCCGGGGAUGAGUUUGAACUGAGGUACCGGCGGGCAUUCAGCGACCUGACAUCCCAGCUUCACAUCACCCCAGGGACAGCAUAUCAGAGCUUUGAGCAGGUAGUGAACGAACUCUUCCGGGAUGGGGUGAACUGGGGUCGCAUUGUGGCCUUUUUCUCCUUCGGUGGGGCACUGUGCGUGGAAAGCGUAGACAAGGAGAUGCAGGUAUUGGUGAGUCGGAUCGCAACUUGGAUGGCCACUUACCUGAACGACCACCUAGAGCCUUGGAUCCAGGAGAACGGCGGCUGGGACACUUUUGUGGAACUCUACGGGAACAAUGCAGCGGCCGAGAGCCGGAAGGGCCAGGAGCGCUUCAACCGCUGGUUCCUGACAGGCAUGACUGUGGCUGGCGUGGUUCUGCUGGGCUCACUCUUCAGUCGGAAAUGACCAGA
Felis catus (domestic cat) is the source of this 1110-nucleotide messenger RNA. It is a transcript of the gene BCL2L1, whose product is annotated as BCL2 like 1. Gene Ontology annotation, cellular component: mitochondrial outer membrane. The record is from RefSeq and is marked provisional. NCBI's taxonomy places the organism in Eukaryota, Metazoa, Chordata, Mammalia, Carnivora, Felidae. Gene Ontology annotation, molecular function: protein homodimerization activity; protein heterodimerization activity. Gene Ontology annotation, biological process: negative regulation of intrinsic apoptotic signaling pathway; intrinsic apoptotic signaling pathway in response to DNA damage; extrinsic apoptotic signaling pathway in absence of ligand.